This is a messenger RNA of Dromiciops gliroides (monito del monte), 1295 nucleotides long. It is a transcript of the gene TSR3, whose product is annotated as TSR3 ribosome maturation factor. Lineage: Eukaryota; Metazoa; Chordata; Mammalia; Microbiotheria; Microbiotheriidae. Gene Ontology annotation, biological process: maturation of SSU-rRNA. The record is from RefSeq and is a predicted model, not a curated record. Gene Ontology annotation, molecular function: rRNA small subunit aminocarboxypropyltransferase activity. Bases 88 to 1059 code for a protein of 323 amino acids. The transcript has 6 exons.
GGCGCGCAGGCGCAGAAUUGCUCCGGGACUGAGGGGCACGGUGUGGAGGAGUCGUGCUUCUCUCUAACCACGCCUUCUCAUCUCCAAAUGGGCCGGAAGAAGUCUGCUCGGGGCUUCGGCCCCGACCGGGCCAAAGGCGGUGGCAGGCGGUCUCAAGGCUUUUCUCGGGCCGCUCGCUCCUUAGACAGCUUCACUGAGGAGGUUGAAGCGGCGCUUCUCGCCUCUGUAGAAGAAGAUGCUUCUGCUGAAGGUGCCUCUUCCAAGCUGAAACUGCCCUGCCCCCUGGCCAUGUGGGAGCUGGGCCACUGUGACCCCCGGAAGUGCACUGGCAGGAAGCUGGCCCGCCAAGGUCUAGUUCGAACUCUCCGACUGAAUCAGAGGUUCAAUGGGCUGAUCCUCAGCCCCAUGGGCACCCACUAUGUAUCGCCGGCAGAUAAACAGCUGGUAGCUCAGUGUGGAGUUGCAGUCAUUGACUGCUCCUGGGCCAAGCUAGAAGAAACUCCAUUUGGGAAGAUGCGAGGGACCCACCUUCGUCUGCUGCCCUACCUGGUGGCUGCCAACCCUGUCAACUAUGGGCGGCCCUGCAAACUGUCCUGUGUGGAGGCUUUUGCUGCCACUUUUUGCAUUCUGGGCUUUUCUGAUCUUGCUAUUAUCUUGCUACGGAAAUUCAAGUGGGGAAAGGGAUUUCUGGACCUGAAUGGUCAGCUCCUAGACAAGUAUGCAGCCUGCAGUGGCCCUGAGGAGGUGCUACAGGUUGAAAAGGAGUUCCUGGCUGGUGCUACAGAGAAACCUGAGGAGGACAUAGAUCCAUUUGACGUGGACUCCGGUCGAGAAUUCUCAAAUCCUAACAGACUUGUGGUCCCUGCCAGAAGUACUAACGACAGUGAUGAAGAAUCAGAUGAUGAAGGAGAUUAUGAAAGUGAGAAGGAAGAGGAAGAAGAUGAGGAACAGGGAGACAGCAGUGAUGAUGAAAACCCUGAUGAAAAGAAUGGAAAGGCAUCAACUUCUACAGUGAACAGAGAUGUUUGGAAAGGAAUCAAGAAAAGACAAAGAGACUGACUAGUGCUCAAUACAGCUGUAUUUUCCAAACCUGGGUGACAAACCUAGAAAUGGAUUAACUGGACGCGUAGAGACCCAUUUGUUUGUCAGAACUUGGAAUUGGUGAACUGUGCCAACCCUACUCAGGACCUGCAGAACUGGAUAUUUCCAUCUAUUUCAAUGUUUUCCCCAUCAUUUAACUUAGCUGAACUGCUGGAAACUUUUGGGUGGAGUAAAGGAUCUGCUGAGAACCCAGA